Messenger RNA from Cinara cedri, 924 nucleotides. NCBI's taxonomy places the organism in Eukaryota, Metazoa, Arthropoda, Insecta, Hemiptera, Aphididae. The record is from the annotation of a GenBank genome assembly.
CGGAUAUGGUAUUAAAUUUGUAUUUUAUAAAAACUUAUGAGUUAAUGUUAAAUUUAAAUUUUAUGCGUUUAAUCAAUUUGAAUUAUUUUUAUAAUAAUUAAUUUAACUUAAUCGUCGGGGAAGUCUAAAUUAUUUAAAAAAAUUACUUCAAGAUGCGUUUAAACACAGUGUUGAAUUUUCGAGAUAUGCGCCGAUACACAAAGAAUCCUCUUGAUGUUAUAUUUGAAGAAUUAUUGCCAUUAAAAUUGAAAGAUAAAGUAUCUGGUAAAGGAGAUCGAUCCAAAGAGCGUGCGUGUGUUCAUGAAAUGUCUGUUAUGUUUGCUUGCUUCAAAAAAAAUGAAUUCGAACAAACACAAUGUUCAAAUGAAAUAAACAAGUUUCAAGCGUGUGCAAAUAAACAUUAUGCCGACAAGUAUAAAAGAAAAAAAGAUUUGCAAGAAGGGAAUAUUUCUUUGGGGAAAGAUAAUCUUACCCCUAGAGAAGUCAAUUAUCUAUUGAAAAAAUAUCCAAACCCAUAAAAAUUUCUUUUAGAAUUUCUAUGUGUAGAACUUAUUAUUACCUAGGUAUUUAUAUUUUUUUUAAUUUGAUUCUAAAAAAUUGUAAAAGUAGUUUUCAUUUGUUUGUAUAUUGGUCAUAAAAAGAAAUAAAUUCAAUACAAAUCUACUGUAGUUGUAUUAAUUUAAUUUCCUGCAAAUUUUGAAUUGAAAUUGUAGAGAAAUAAGUCUUACUAUCUUUAUUAAAAUGAUUUCAAAUUUGUUUUUGUUUUUAUUUUACCUAUGUUUAUAACUCAAAAUAUGUAUAUACAAUUAGUCACAAAAUACAAACAUAAUUUUAGAUCAUUAACCUUUGGAUACUAACACUUUACAAUGAAAGUAAGUGUGAAAUUAUUCUGUAUUUAAUGGUACAUAUAAGAUGGGACACCUG